Messenger RNA from Mucor velutinosus, 942 nucleotides. RefSeq lists its product as uncharacterized. NCBI's taxonomy places the organism in Eukaryota, Fungi, Mucoromycota, Mucoromycetes, Mucorales, Mucoraceae. Gene Ontology annotation, molecular function: protein binding. The coding region runs from base 1 to 942 and encodes 313 amino acids. The transcript is spliced from 2 exons. The record is from RefSeq and is a predicted model, not a curated record.
AUGGAUCUGAUACCCACUGACGUCUUACGUGAGAUUACGAAAUACCUAUGUUUUGAAGACAAACUCAAGUACGCACUUGUUUGCAGAAACUGGCACAUUGCCAUUACAUUUCAUGGAUUGCUCUACCACAAGAUUGAACUAUUUAAAGGCCACAGCCUGAAAAACGCGGUAAAUACAUUUAAACGACCAGGCAACGAAAAGCUUAUCCAGACCGUGGAAGAGCUCGAAAUCUACUUUCCAUGCGACGAUAUCAAUCUCAUCACCCUCUUCAGUCACCUCAAGAAACUCACAUCAGGAUUUGUCACGUACUCUGGAUUCGAUUUCAUGGAGAUGGAGCAUAUUUGCGACAUGACAGCGUAUGAGCGUUCUGUGCAGAAAUUAAAGCGUUUGGAGUACAUUGUAGAGGACAACCUGCAUUAUCCAUUUGUCAUGCCCAUCUUGAAAUCGCCACACAAAACUGUCUAUUUGAAACACAUUAGCUAUGCGUUCUACAAUUGUGCCUUUUCGCAAGGAGAGAUGCAAAUGGAAGCCGCAUUCAACUACGAGGCUAAACUAAGGCCCAUGAUACCCCUCUUGAAGAAUGCGCCCAACCUCACGUUUUUAGAGCUGAAGCGUUUGCACAUCACACCAUUUGACUUGGAAGAAAAUCAUGAACAGUAUGCGCCCAACCUGACCACACUCAAGCUAAUUGACGCUUUCCCACACAUUCUACACACAAAACAAAUCACGCUCAAAAAGUUGGCAUUGAAGAUGAAGUCAUUUGCACUGGAGUUUGAUCAGAGCAUGGAUGGAAUGCAAUCAGAAAUGAAUGCCAAACACAACAGCAAGAGUCUGUGGCUCAAAUAUGUCACAGCGAAAUACCCUAAUCUGACCGAAUUGGCCAUCAACAUCACCAAAGUGCACGAGGUAUACCUUCUGAAGGGCGUAUUUGACAAGCUGUAG